Menidia menidia (Atlantic silverside) is the source of this 1086-nucleotide messenger RNA. The record is from the annotation of a GenBank genome assembly. NCBI's taxonomy places the organism in Eukaryota, Metazoa, Chordata, Actinopteri, Atheriniformes, Atherinopsidae.
AUGGAUACCGCAGAUCAACUAAACUUGACUCAGGCUGAAUCAAAAUAUGUCAACUGCUGCUCAACGCUUGCUUCAAUAGAUGAGGAGAACACUUUGAAGUUGGAUGACAGCACAAAGCUGGUUGGAGUUCAGGUUGUUCUCAUCCUGGCGUACUGUACAAUUAUCUUAUUUGGACUUACCGGAAACUCAUUGGUGAUUUAUGUUGUAUACAAGUUUAAAAAUCUCCGGACUGUGACCAACUUCUUCAUCGUAAACCUAGCUGUCGCGGACUUGCUGGUUAACACGCUGUGUCUACCUUUCACCCUUGUCUACACACUCUAUGAUGAGUGGAUAUUCGGUCAGAUUUUGUGCUUUUUGCUGCCCUUUGCUCAGGGCAUGACCGUGCACGUCUCCACAAUCACCUUAAACAUCAUCGCCCUGGACCGCCACAGGAGCAUUGUGCACCACAUGGAGACCAAGAUGUCCAAAGACCUGUGUUCUGUGGUCAUUGUCCUCUCCUGGGCCAUCAGCGCCUUGCUGGCUAGUCCGCUCGCCAUUUUCAGGGAGUACGGGUCGUUCGAUCUCUCGCCGGAUGAGUCCAUUCAGGUGUGUACGGAGAAGUGGCCGGGAAGCAGCAUGAACGGAAGGAUCUACAGCUGGUCAAUGCUUCUGGUUCAAGUCGGUAUACCUUUAGCCAUCAAUUCUGUCGCGUACAUCCGCAUCUGGAACAAACUGAAGAACCACAUGACUCUGAGCCGGAACGACCACCAGCGCAGGAAGAAGACCACCAAGAUGAUGCUGACCAUGGUGGUCUUCUUCGCAGUCAGCUGGUUGCCUUUCCACGCGUUCCAGCUGGCCAUUGACAUCGACGGCACUGUCCUGCACAUGAAGGACUUCAAGCUGCUUUUCACCGUGUUCCAUAUCAUGGCCAUGUGCUCCACCUGUGUCAAUCCCAUCCUGUACGGGUGGAUGAACAACAACUACAGGACGGCCUUUUUGUCCGUCUGCAAAUGUCACGGACCCUUGGGCUCAAGAUGCUCCAAAGGCAGGCAUACAGAAGAGUACGAGGACAGGGUUUGUUCUGAUUUUAAAUCGACAAAUGUCUAA